Pseudonaja textilis is the source of this 2126-nucleotide messenger RNA. The record is from RefSeq and is a predicted model, not a curated record. NCBI's taxonomy places the organism in Eukaryota, Metazoa, Chordata, Lepidosauria, Squamata, Elapidae.
AUGCCGCAGCAGCAGCAGCAGCGGACGGCGGGGAGCGUCCCUCGGCGGCACCCGUCGCCGCGCAGCCAGGAGGGCGCGACUCCUCCGCGGAGCCGAAACCGCUUCCGCGCACCAUGGGCAGAGAGCCUCGCGGGGGGCAGGGACUCCGGUCCCCCCCGCCGGUCCCCUGCGACCGCCUCUCCCCCCGCCUGUAGGCCCCCCCGCGGAGGCCCCCCCAGCCCCCCCUGGCGGCCCCCCCCCCCGCUGACCCCCCCGCCCCUGUCCCGCAGGUGGCGCUGCUUCUUCCUCUACGACGCCUCGAAGGUGCGGGGCGAGGGCGACCCCACCCGCGCCGGGAUCUGCUGCUUCCACCCGCGCCAGGCCCCUCGGGACGAGCAGGAGCUGCUGUGCGGGCAGAUCGCGGGCGUGGCCCGCUGCGCCCUGGAGAUCUCCGGCUCCCCGCCGGGCCUCGUCCGGCUGCGGAAGCUGAAGUUCGCGCUGGAAGCCGAGGGCAGCUAUCUGUGGGUGCUGGGCUGCACCGCCGACCUCUCGGACCUCAGCUGCAGGCGGCUCCUGGAGCGGCUGGUGGGCCUCUUCCGCUUCUACAACGGGCCGCCUUCUCGGGCUUACGCGGAGCGCUCGCAGGAGGAGCUGGACCAGGAGUGGGAGCUGUAUGUGAGCCACCUGCAGCAGAGCUCCAGUGACCUCCACCGGGCUUUUAAUUCCCUCUGGGCCUUGGACAAAAGCAAGGUGGACCCUUUGCUCUUGUUGAAAGCGGCCCUCAUCCUGCAGAGCUGCCAGCGUUCCCGCCACGUGCUGGCCGGCUGCAUCCUCUACAGGGGUCUGGUGGUCAGUACACAGCUGCCACCUGAGCUCACUGCCAGAGUUUUGCUGCAGAAGCGGGCCGAGGGAAGCAGUGGGCCAGACAAGAAGGCAGCGCAGCUCAAAGAGGGCAGCCCCCCGGCCUCUUUUGUGCCGACACCUUUACCGCCAGGGGUCUGUGUCACACCUGUUUACCUCUUGGAGGAUGAAGCAGCCGCCCUGCGGGAACUGCCUGUAGAGUGGACGACCAGGAGGCCCCAGGGGGACCUGGCUGGCCGCAAAGGGGGAGAGACUCCCGCAGGAGGGGCCGAGGGGGCUGCCUGGGUGAGGAUGGCCUUGUACGUUCACCCCAUCCGGGACCUGGUGCUGGCCCUCCUGGCUGAAGAGGCCUUGGUGAGCUCCGCAGCCUUCACGGAGGACGUGUACCACAGCAGCCUGGCCUCCCUGAACGGCCUGGAGGUCCACCUGGCAGAGACCCUCCCCAAGGGCCCCCUCCCCUCGGCCAGGAGCACCUACAACUUCGCUCACUACGACGCCGUCCAGAACAUCCUCACCACCAACACCCUGCAGGCCCUGAGCCCCGAGGACCAGCUCUUCCUGCAAGCCACGGGCCUGAUCCAUGCCACCUUUGAGCGGCUGCCCACCGCCUCUGAAUUGACGCUCAGGAAUGCCAGCACCGCUGUCUACGGCUGCCGGAACGCCGUCCAGGAGAGCUACUUUCAGCAGAGGGGCUCGACGCCCUCCAACUCCGGGGUGCCCAAUCCCCGGGACAGCAUCGUCGGUCUGCCCGGCAAGGCCAGGCUGAAGCUGCUCAAGCACGGGGUGAACCUGCUGUGAGGCUGGACUCCGUGCCCCUCCAGGGCGGCCUCCGUCCUGGCGCAGAGGCCUUGGAAGCCUGCCAAUUGCGCUUGGCCCACCGACUCCUUGCCACGUCUCCCCAAGGCCUGCCCGCCGUUGGCCCCGCCUGGAGGGAGCAGCGGUUCAGCUGCUUCUGCAUCUCAGGGCCCUUCUGGCCUGGGGGGUCCGCCCUUGGGGGGGGGGAAGCGCUCUGCUGGGACUCCGCCCUCACCAGGGCCUGCAAGGGCAGCGCCCCCCACUUCAGACAUGGGGAAACAAGGGGGGCCUUUGGAAAGGCCAGAGCGUGGCUGCUGCUGCCCCCUGCCAGAAGAAGAAGAGGGGGGGGGAGCUGCAGCAGUUGUGGUGGGGGGGUGUCCUUCCUCCACCCUCUCUGAACGGCAGAGGGUGGCACUGAGGGGAGCCUUCCUCUGCCCGGCUCUCACCCACGGCCCCGGCUUCCCCACUUCCGGGGCGGCGGGGUGAGUGUC